UGACAUCAUUGUUAUCUUAAAUGGGUGAGAAAUGUAUUUCUUGUCUUAAAUGGGUGAGAAAUGUAUUUCUUGGACUGAAUGUCUUUAGUAAAGUACAAAAUAAAUCCCUUUAAUAUUAUUUUAAAUUUGGUCAUUAACAGUGUUUACAAUUCUACUUUCAAUAUUAACCCAACAUUGAAAAGAAUCAAUAAUCCUAUUGAGUUGGUCAAACAAAUACUGUUCCCAUAAAAGGAAAGAGAACUGGAUUUUGAAUUAAAUAUGUGUACAGAUGAAAAGGUUUAUUUAUUUAAGUCCUAUAUUGAAUUGACCAUUUGAUCUUACUACUCUACUUGAUUUCAACAAUAAUGGUCUUUUAAUGUAAUAAUUGAAUGUUGACAUUUAAUUGUGUCAUCACAAUGUUAAUCCUUCAUAUUCUAGAACAUCUUUUGUUUACAGUGUUAAUCGCCUUUUUCAAAAACAGAUUAUAGCGAUGAGUCAUUAUUCUGGAAGGUUCCAGAAGUUUGACAGAAAAAUCUAUUGAAUGUAUGUUAAGAAUAUAAAUAAUCUUUCAACUUUCUAAUCUGGAAUGGUCAAUAACAACAAGAACUACAUUAAUUCACGACAUCAGUUUCUAAGAAUAUCACGACAUCAGAUGUUGAUAAGAAGUUGAUAUUGAUGCCACUUGACAAUAUAUAUUGAGUGAAAUAUUCAAAUCUUUAUCAUUUCAAUCCUUAUACUUGAUAUAUACACAUCAACUAAAAACCAUGAAACUAGUACCAUAUGUAGACAACCCAGAACACUGGUUGAAACUUAUUAGAGCUGGUAGACAGAAUAGAUUGAAAGUAUCUCAAACAGGAAGAGGGUGUAUAGGCAUAGAUGACAUUAAAGAAGAUACUAAACCGGUAUUAAUCAUAUCACCCAUGACUGCAGUUGUCGACAGAGCAAAGGCACAAUUGAAACGUCAACAUGAAGAUAUGAAACAUGAAGAGUAUAGACCAUCUAAAGAGAAACAACAAAACUCUGUAAAUAUAAAGAAGAAACAUCCAUUUAAACAGAAAAAACAAAACACUUCGAAUACAAGAAAGAAACGGACAUUCUUAUACAAACCACCUGGUAUCCCAGCAAGGAUGGACGAUUAAAGUUAUUUGUAUAUAAUACUGAACGAUAUGAAUAAAAAUAAAUAACUAAAGUUUCAAAUGUUGUUGCUAUUUACAGUCAUU
This is a messenger RNA of Owenia fusiformis, 1199 nucleotides long. The record is from the annotation of a GenBank genome assembly. Lineage: Eukaryota; Metazoa; Annelida; Polychaeta; Sabellida; Oweniidae.